Lampris incognitus (smalleye Pacific opah) is the source of this 512-nucleotide messenger RNA. RefSeq names its product ribosomal protein L32 (gene rpl32). Gene Ontology annotation, cellular component: ribosome; cytosolic large ribosomal subunit. Bases 63 to 470 code for a protein of 135 amino acids. NCBI's taxonomy places the organism in Eukaryota, Metazoa, Chordata, Actinopteri, Lampriformes, Lampridae. The record is from RefSeq and is a predicted model, not a curated record. Gene Ontology annotation, biological process: translation. Gene Ontology annotation, molecular function: structural constituent of ribosome. The transcript is spliced from 4 exons.
AAGUCCUUUUCUUCCUUUCCGCCGCUGCUCUGCUCCCUUUCUGAAUUAGGUCGGCGGUCACCAUGGCAGCCCUUCGGCCCCUUACCAAACCUAAGAUCGUCAAAAAGCGAACAAAGAAGUUCAUACGUCAUCAGUCUGACAGAUAUGUCAAGAUUGCGAAAAACUGGCGCAAGCCCAGAGGUAUCGACAACAGGGUCCGCAGGCGGUUCAAGGGUCAGAUGCUGAUGCCCAACAUUGGUUAUGGUAGCAACAAAAAGACAAAGUACAUGCUACCCACUGGCUUCAAGAAGUUCCUGGUGCACAACAUAAAGGAGCUCGAAGUGCUGAUGAUGAGCAACAAGACCCAUUGUGCUGAGAUUGCCCACAAUGUCUCCUCCAAGAACAGGAAGCUGAUCGUGGAGAGGGCAGCUCAGCUGGCCAUCAAGAUCACCAAUCCCAAUGCCAGGCUGCGCAGUGAAGAGAACGAGUGAUCUGGCCAUUAUUUUUAAAAUUAAAAAAAAAAUAAAAACAGA